CGGCGGAUGUGGCGAGCGGGCCUCGUCACUGUGGGAAAGUAUCUCACACAGGAUUGGGAGUAUUUAAUCUUUUGUGGGUGUUCCAUGAAUUUGGUGCUCGGUGUCGCAGCAUUUGCUGAGUCAAAUCGAAGGAGCUUUCCGUUGCGGGUUCUGAAAACUCGGAAGCGUUGUUUAGCAGAGACCAAAUUCCGGAUUAUCGAGGAGAAGUCACGAUCCUUGAGUUGGGUUUGUGACUCUGUUUUGUGGGCAUUUCAGUUGCGAAUGCGAGCACCUAGCGAUGGAGACCCGAGUGAAAGCAUUGUAUAUAUACCCUGUGAAGUCGUGCCGAGGAAUUGCCGUUCCUCAUGCAUCCAUUACCCCUACAGGAUUUAAGUGGGACAGGCAAUGGCUGAUAGUGAAUGCCAAUGGGCUUCUCUUGACUCAGAGAGCAGUGAAGAAGCUGGCGUUGGUUGAGGCCAUUCUACCUGAAGAGGCUCUAGACUCUCGCUGGGGGUCUAUUUCUCCAGAUGCAGCUCUUUGCUUGAAAGCCCCAGGCAUGGAGCCUCUGUAUGUUCCACUUGUUCCUCAAUACCCUCUGAAAAAAGUAGAGAAUAUCACAUGCUGGGAAUGGUCAGGAACUGCAUUGUCCGAGGGUGACGAAGCAGCUCAGUGGUUUACCAAGUACUUGGGAAAGCCUUCAAGUCUCGUGCGUUUUGACAACGAAAAUGUUACAAGGCCAACAGAUCCGGAUUUUGCUGUGGGUCAUAAGGUUGCAUUCAGCGAUGGUUUUCCGUUCCUUCUUAUAUCGCAGGCUUCGUUGGAUGCUCUCAAUAAGAAACUAUCAGUGAGUAUUCCGAUAGAUCGCUUCCGCCCAAACAUCUUUGUGGACGGUUGUGAGGCUUUUGCCGAAGAUGAGUGGGGGGAUUUCAAAAUUGGCGAUUUUCACUUUCAUGGGGUGAAGCUAUGUGGCCGUUGCACGGUACCAACUAUUAAUCAGCAAACAGGUGAAGCGUCGAAGGAGCCUACUCUGACCUUAAGAUCUUUCCGCAAAGGCUCGCUUCUACACAUCCCUACUAUGGAAAACGAGGUAUUCUUCGGCCAGAACGUGACGUGUGAAGAUGCCGGCUUGCCUGUGUAUGGAACUGCUCCUGCGCUGAAGAUCGGUGAUGUGGUAAAGAUUUUGAAAACUGUUUCUAUCCUAGAGAUCAUGUCAUAAAUCAGACAUGUGGUUGUUUCAUUUUAUUAUUUCUCUUAGCAUUUUUCUUUGUAAGUGACAUCAUGGGAUGGGAUCAUUAUUCCUGUAACAAAUAGUGUUUUUGUGCUUAAGUUUUAACGACGAAAGUUAAGUGAUGUUUCUGUAUGAACACAUUUCAUGCAAUGUGGAAAACAUUAAUACCUUAAA
Physcomitrium patens is the source of this 1381-nucleotide messenger RNA. RefSeq lists its product as uncharacterized. The record is from RefSeq and is a predicted model, not a curated record. Lineage: Eukaryota; Viridiplantae; Streptophyta; Bryopsida; Funariales; Funariaceae. Gene Ontology annotation, molecular function: catalytic activity; molybdenum ion binding; pyridoxal phosphate binding.